This is a messenger RNA of Nelumbo nucifera (sacred lotus), 1377 nucleotides long. RefSeq lists its product as uncharacterized. NCBI's taxonomy places the organism in Eukaryota, Viridiplantae, Streptophyta, Magnoliopsida, Proteales, Nelumbonaceae. The record is from RefSeq and is a predicted model, not a curated record. Gene Ontology annotation, cellular component: membrane; trans-Golgi network. Gene Ontology annotation, biological process: vesicle fusion with Golgi apparatus; endoplasmic reticulum to Golgi vesicle-mediated transport.
UCACCACUCACCAAGGCACAAGAGAAGAGAGAAAGGCAAUGAUAGAAGUGGUGAGAGGAGAGAUGGCGAAAGAUCUGACAUCCCUUCUCAUCGGGGAAGAAGGCUACCUUUAACUGCACUGAACCCCACUCUAAAGAAGCAACUUUAGACUUCUUCAUUUCUCGAUCUGCAAGCAAACCCUAGUUCUCCUCUCCUCUCUGAAAUUUAAUCCUAAUUUUCUCUAUAUUUCAUUGGGUUUCACUCCAUCUAACCCCUCUUAACCGACCGCCCGAUGCUGUCAUGCUGUGUCCAUCUGAGGAAUUGAUCUGAUGCAAUUUCUAUCGCUUCGAAUUUCUGGGCACUUUUUCGUUUCGAAUUACAGUUCAGAUCGAAUUGAAGCACUGGAAGCUUUCAUUUUCUGAACCCUAAUUGAGCUUUCGUCCAUGGCGAAAGAAUUCAAUGUCCCGCCCGUAGUGUUUCCUUCCGGCGGGAAUCCCGGAAGCGGUCCGCAGCAGCGGCGAGUCCCAACGGCGCCGUUCCAGCCACCUCGCCCUGCAAACCCAAACCUCCCUUUUAUGUCAUUUGAUAUUGGAUCUGCUCCUCCACCAACAUCCUUCUCGGCUCCUGUUUUUGGUGCAACUGGUGUGGGAAUUGGUUCUAGCUUUGAGGACGAGCCUCCCCUACUUGAAGAGCUUGGAAUCAAUACUCGCCAAAUCUGGAGGAAGACUAUCUCGAUCUUGAACCCUUUCAGAGCAAAUGCCAAUCUCCAUGAAGAUGCCGAUUUGUCAGGUCCAUUUAUCUUCCUCAUUGCUUUCGGUCUCUUUCAAUUGCUCGCUGGAAAGAUCCAUUUUGGCGUUAUCUUGGGUUGGGUCACUUUCGCCUCUUUUUUCCUCUACGUUGUAUUCAACAUGUUGGCGGGUCGCAAUGGGAAUUUGGAUCUCUACCGUUGUUUGAGCCUCCUUGGCUACUGUAUGCUGCCAGUGGUGAUCUUUUCGGCGUUUUCAUUGUUUAUUCCUCAAGGAGGAGUUGUUGCAUAUUCCAUGGCGGCUGUUUUUGUGCUUUGGUCGACGAGGGUCUGCACAUGUCUUCUGGUUGAACUUGCUUCCUGUGGGGAUGAGCAUCGGGGUUUGAUAGCUUAUGCGUGUUUUUUGAUCUAUACAUUGUUUUCUCUGCUAGUUAUAUUUUAAAUGGGGUCGUUUUUAAGUGCUAGGAACUGAAUUCCCUCAUUGGGAGUUCCAUUUCUUGUAGCUGUAACUCUUUACCUUUAGCAUUCAUUUUCACUCUGUUUUGAUUUACAUGUAAAGCCUGCCUAUUUUGGCUCUUGGAAUAUUGAUGAUGGAAAUGCAACUCUUUCACCAAUUCAGCAACUUUGGUGGCUGAGCAAUUGUUUUGUGUUUA